Messenger RNA from Symbiodinium natans, 3057 nucleotides. Lineage: Eukaryota; Dinophyceae; Suessiales; Symbiodiniaceae. The record is from the annotation of a GenBank genome assembly.
AUGACAAACAGCCAAGACCCCGACCCCAACUCCUACGCUCCGCGCUAUGGAUCACUUGUUGCUAAGCUUACUUGGGCCUUGCAGCGUGACGUCACCGCGCUUCGCAGAGGGCUCUACCGGCUGAGACAGCACUUACGCUCACAAACUCUAGCUGCUUGUUUCAAGGCGUGGCGUUGCGGGUCUGGCGAUGGGCUGGCUGCGCUGCUGCGCUCGCCAUGGCGCAAGGAGGCGCAGACUGCGGUUGCGCAGAUGAGCUGGAAUCUGGAAAGAAGAGGCCAAGCCCUCAAGAAGGCCUGCCGUGCUGAUAGGGACGACUACCUCGGCGCCCUUGCUGACCGUGCUCAGCAGGGUCAUGAGGCUGAGGCUUACCGGGCCCUGUCUCGCCUGAUGGGCCGGGUCAGGAAAAAGCCCUUUGCCCCGGCCGUGUUGCCCACUUUGCGCAAGGCUGACGGCACUCUUUGCAGUACGCCGGAAGAGGUGGUGCAACGAUGGAGAAGUCACUUCUCUACGCUGGAAGCCGGGCAACCGGCUACCCCUGAGACACUCCUCGCCAGCAGCCAGCGCAAAACUCCUUGGAAAGGACCGGAGUGCGUGGGUGAUCUACCGACGCUCUCGGAACUUCAAAUCACUUUCGCUUGCGCGCCUCGCGGCAAAUCCGCCGGUCCUGACGGAAUCCCCAACGAGCUGGGGUUGGCCUGUCCUCAGCGACUUGCUGAAUUGGUUUAUCCCCUCUUGUUAAAGUUGUGCGUGCGGGGAGAAGAGGCGGUGGGGCUGAAGGGGGGAACCCUGGUGAGGCUCUACAAAGGACGUGGAGCGCACGACGAAUGCGGCUCGCAUCGCGCUAUAAUGUUGCUGUCGACCCUUGCCAAAGCCAUUCACAAAGUGCUGCGCCCCAAAAUCGCCGACAUCUUUGUCAAGAGCACCAGUAAGCUACAGCUUGGCGGGAAGCCCGGAUGUAGUGUAGUUUUUGGGUCUCAUGUGGUCAGGACCUUUCUGCGAUGGAGGGCGAUGGCCGGGCAGUCAUGCGCUGUUGUGUUUGCUGACAUUGCUUCAGCCUACUACGCAGCGGUGCGACAGCUGGCGGUGGGCCAUGACGAUGCCGACAGCUCCAUCGGCCUACAUGCUGCCAUCGAAGGCCUGAAGCUUUCACACGACGAGGCGGUGGCUUUGCGGCAGCAUGCCCAGGAAGUUUGCGCCCUGCACCGUUCAGGGGCACCGUCCUGGACCCAACCAGGGGCACCGUCCUGGACCCAAGAACUCGCGCACGAACUGCACAGCAGCACCUGGUUCAACAUGGCGGGCGACACUGAGCUUGUGGCUACGCAUAGGGGAACGCGACCAGGGUCCAGUUGGGCCGACGUUUUGUUCGGCUGCCUCUUGCAUAGGGUGCUUUCCCACCGCAACGCCUCUGCUAGGAGAGAGACAGCCGAUGACUCGAUCGACGCUCACGCCAACGUGCCCCUCGUGCCAUGGGACGGGGUACACACUUUGGAGCCAGUGGUUACGCCUACCCAGCAUCUCCCUCUGGAUGAUGUUGUCUGGGCGGACGACUUAGCCAUGUGCUUGCAAAGCGACUCGGCUGACAGCAUUGGUGUGAAAGUCAGCGCGGCAGUUAGUAGGCUGGACGAGGCCUUCUCGGAGCACGGCCUCACGCUCACUUACGGGGAGCGCAAGACCGCUGCUAUGGUCUGCCCAAAGGGUAAGCGUAGCCGUGAGGUCAGGCGCGCGCUCUUUGGCGAAAAGCAGUCUGUGCUGGUCCUGCGCGAGAGCAGAGGCCCAGUUUCUCUGCCCCUCGUCGCCCAAUACCCCUAUCUCGGGGUUUGUCAGGCGCCAUGCGGAGCCAUGCAGGGGGAGCUCCACCGCCGGGUGGGAGCGGCUUGGGGCGCCUUUCGUGAGGGCCGACGGAGGGUCUACAAAUCCAGACGCCUGUCCGUUAGUCGAAAGGGGCAAAUCCUGCAUUCUCUGGUCAUGUCCAAGUUGCUUCACGGAGCAGGCUCCUGGCCCCCGCUGAAUCACAAGGAAAUGCAGACAUUUGGCGGCACUGUCUUUAGUUUGUAUCGGGCGAUCCUGUGCAUCCCGCACGGAGGUGAGCAGCACGUGUCGCUGUCUGAUGCUGUUGCACGCACUGAGCUACCAAGCCCCGUGACGUUGAUACAUGCCGAAAGGUUGAGAUACCUAGCCCAACUGGUCACAUCGGGGCCUGAUGUUUUGUGGGCCCUCUUGAGAGCGGAUCGACCCUACGCCGAUGCUAUGAAAGAGUCCUUGGAUUGGCUGACUAGAGCACUUCGCAACACAUGCGCUGAGCUACAGGGCGGCGCCUCUUGGGACAUCUGGACUGGAAUCAUGCGUGACACACCGCGCAGGUUUCGAGGGCUCAUCAAGCGUGCACUUGCCUUGGACAUUUGCCGCCACCAGUGCAUUGAGGCCCUUGACGGCUUGCAUAGGGCCAUGCGCGAAAUGGCCAAUAAGGGGGAGCCUGUUGCCAAUGCCUCUUUUGAGUCAUGUGCCGAGGCGUGCGUGCCUUGUAAGUUGGCUUUCCCUACACGUGUUGCUUGGGCGGGUCAUGCCGCACGAAAGCACGGAUACCGCAACUCCUCUUUCUUGCUUGCGGAAUGCCGCACUUGCCGAGGGUGUGGACGGACCUACGGGUCCAUAGGACGCCUGAGGAGGCACCUGCAGUCCGUUUCCAGAUGCCAGGAGCUCUGGGGAUCCUUCGCGCCGACAGAUCCCGAUCCACAGACAGCGCCGCACCCGCAAUGCCCGCCCGGCACAUCACUAGGCACUUUUGUCCAGGUUGACGUUGACAAUCGGGCAGUGAUAGACAGUGUGCAUGGAAUGCAUUCCCCUUUUCUCCUGCGAAGCCUGCAAGAUGUUGGGGCGGCCGACUGGGAGGCCCUCUGGGAAGAAGUUGUAGGAUGCAUUGAGCCUCUGCCUGUCCUGCGGGCAACUGUCCGACUCAGAAUGGACCAGCUUGGGCCGCUCAGUCCAGAAUACGGCACGUUAGAACGGAUUUUGCUGUCUCUGACACCUGCUGUGCGCUGGCCAUGUCUCGGAUAG